Mitosporidium daphniae is the source of this 1290-nucleotide messenger RNA. Its product is annotated as alpha-beta tubulin. The coding region runs from base 1 to 1290 and encodes 429 amino acids. NCBI's taxonomy places the organism in Eukaryota, Fungi, Microsporidia. Gene Ontology annotation, molecular function: structural constituent of cytoskeleton; GTPase activity; GTP binding. The record is from RefSeq and is a predicted model, not a curated record. Gene Ontology annotation, cellular component: cytoplasm; microtubule. Gene Ontology annotation, biological process: microtubule cytoskeleton organization; mitotic cell cycle. The transcript is spliced from 2 exons.
AUGCGCGAAAUUGUUCAUAUCCAAACCGGCCAGUGCGGAAAUCAAAUUGGCGCCAAAUUUUGGGAAGUGAUCUCCGACGAACACGGAAUUGACCCCUCUGGCGCAUAUGUUGGGGACUCUCCAAUCCAGCUAGACAGAAUCGAUGUGUAUUAUAAUGAAGCCAAUGGCAAAAAGUAUGUUCCGCGAGCGGUGCUUGUUGACCUUGAGCCAGGGACAAUGGAUUCUGUCCGUGCUGGUCCUCUUGGACGGCUCUUUCGGCCCGAUAAUUUUGUGUUCGGACAAAGCGGAGCGGGAAACAACUGGGCUAAGGGGCAUUACACCGAAGGUGCCGAGCUCGUUGACUCGGUUUUGGAUGUUGUGAGAAAAGAAGCCGAGUCUUGCGAUUGUCUGCAAGGGUUCCAAAUCACACAUUCCAUUGGAGGCGGAACCGGCUCUGGUCUUGGAACCCUUCUUAUCUCCAAAAUCAGAGAGGAAUUUCCAGACCGAAUGAUGUGCACCUUUUCUGUCGUUCCCUCACCAAAGCUUGUCGAAAACUCGGACGAAACUUUCUGCAUCGAUAACGAGGCUUUGUAUGAUAUUUGCACCAGAACCCUCAAAUUGAAUACCCCCUCCUACGGCGAUUUGAAUCAUUUGGUCUCGGUGGUGAUGUCUGGCGUUACCACUUGUCUGCGAUUUCCAGGGCAGCUCAAUGCAGACUUGAGGAAGUUGGCCGUUAAUAUGAUACCAUUCCCACGUCUGCACUUCUUCAUGGUUGGCUUUGCCCCGCUUACUGCCAGGGGCGCAAUGCAAUAUCGUGCCUCUUCUGUUUCAGAACUGACGCAGCAGAUGUUUGAAUCGAAAAACAUGAUGGCUGCUUCUGAUCCGCGUCACGGCCGAUAUUUGGCCGUCGCCGCAAUGUUCCGAGGCCGUGUGUCGAUGAAGGAAGUAGACGACCAUAUGUUCAAUAUCCAAAAUAAGAACUCCUCUUAUUUCGUUGAAUGGAUCCCAAAUAAUGUCAAGACGGCCGUUUGUGAUGUGCCGCCCAGAGGCCUAAAAAUGUCGGUAACGUUCAUCGGAAAUUCUACCGCCAUUCAGGAGCUUUUCAAACGCAUUUCUGAGCAGUUUACAGCCAUGUUCCGUCGCAAGGCAUUUGUUCACUGGUACACCAGUGAGGGCAUGGAUGAAAUGGAGUUUACUGAAGCAGAGUCCAAUAUGAAUGACCUUGUCUCCGAGUAUCAGCAAUAUCAAGAUGCCACUGCUGAUGAUGACAUGCUAGGGUAUCAGGAAGGUCAGAUGGAGGAGGCUGAUUAG